CAAACCUCAAUUUUUACUAUCACAAACACAGCAACAACAUGCUGUUCUUUUGUCCAGAAAAAGAAGGAAGCAGCAGAGGUCCUUCAUUUGUUUUUCUUUUAUCUUUCCCAUAAAACACAGAGCACUUGGCUUUGAAAUUGAAGCACCCUUAAGGCCACAACCCCACAAUUCCCUCCCUCCUUCCCUCAGUGUCUUAAAAAUCAUUUCUUUCUUCUUUUCUCUUCUUUGGUGCCUGCCAUUUCUUUUUAUCUUGUCCCUCUUCACCUGAAACUGAACCCAGCAAAAAUAUAUACAAAAUACUGCACACUUGCACAUCCAGAGACAGAGAAUAAAGAAUAGAAAAAAAAAACUAGGAUAAUUCAGCUGAGAUGACAACAAGGUAUGUGCAGCAAAGAACCUCUAUUUUCUUGUCCUUUUUGUUCUUGUUAUUUCCUGCGGUGCUCUCUGAACUAUCCUCAAACCAAACCAGCAUCAUGGUCAAUCUGUCUAAGUUCCUUAACUUUUCUAAUUCUUCAUGGGAUGCUACUAGAGACCCAUGUUCUUGGAAGGGAGUUACAUGUAGCUCUGGUAACUCAUCAGUAACUGGUCUUUUUCUAUCUAUGUUUGGUCUCUCCAACUCUAAUUCCUUGGCUGAUGUUUGCAAGAUUGAAACUUUACGGUCCCUUGAUCUUUCUAAAAACCGUUUGAGCUUAAUCCCAGAUGAUUUCGUCAAUGAUUGUGGAAGGAUUGAUGGCCUAAAGUUGUUGAAUAUUAGCCAAAAUAAAUUAGAUGGUCCUUUGCCAACUUUUAAUGGUUUUGUUGGGUUAGAAUUUUUGGACUUGUCUUUCAAUUCUUUGUCUGGUAAUGUUAGUCCACAGUUAGAUGGAUUGCUUGCACUCAAAAGCUUGAAUCUUAGUUUCAAUAAGUUCAGCGGUCCUCUUCCUGUAAACGUUGGAAAGUCCUUGCUGUUGGAGAGUCUACAGCUCUCUAUGAAUCAUUUCCAAGGUACUAUCCCUCAAGAUAUCGCGAAUUGUCAGAACUUGAGCGUGAUUGAUUUUAGUGGAAAUGCUCUUGAUGGGUCUAUUCCUUCUAGGAUUGGAAAUCUCAAAAAGUUGAGGUUUUUGAUUUUGUCUUCCAAUAAUUUGAGUGGAGAUAUUCCAGCAAACAUUUCAAAUAUUCCAACCUUGUUUCGAUUUGCAGCAAAUCAAAACAAGUUUGAUGGUAAAAUUCCCAGUGGAAUUACAAGAUAUCUUACUUUGUUCGAUCUUAGUUUCAAUAAGUUGAGAGGGCCUAUUCCAGGAGACAUUUUGUCACAGUCGAAAUUGCAACUUGUGGAUUUGUCUUACAAUCAGUUAGAUGGUUCAAUACCUUCGAGUAUAUCUGCAAGCUUGCUUAGAUUGAGAUUGGGAGGAAACAAUCUCAAUGGCUCGAUACCUUCUUCAUUUGAUUCACUUGAGAAUUUGACUUACUUGGAGCUGGAUAACAAUAGGUUGACUGGUGUGAUACCUCCUGAGUUGGGUUCUUGCCAAAGUUUGGCACUGUUGAAUUUGGCACAGAAUGACCUUGCAGGAUCUGUACCUUCACUAUUGGGAAAUCUCAACGAUCUUCAAGUUUUGAAGCUUCAGCAUAACAACUUGGUUGGAGAAAUCCCUUCAGAGAUCACUCGAUUACAGAAGUUAUCAAUCUUGAACAUCAGCUGGAAUUCGCUUACUGGUUCAAUACCUUCUUCAAUUUCAAACUUGCAAAGCCUUGCUCACUUGAACCUGCAAUGUAACAAGCUUCAGGGUCCAAUACCUGCCACUGUCAACAGUAUGAACUCUCUGUUAGAACUCCAACUUGGGCAAAAUCAACUAAAUGGAACGAUUCCAUUGAUGCCAGUCAAAUUGCAGAUUUCCUUGAAUCUCAGCAGCAACCUCUUUCAAGGACCUAUUCCAGGAACUCUUUCCCGACUGAAGGACUUGGAAGUUUUGGAUCUCUCAAACAACAAUUUCUCGGGUGAGAUUCCCAGCUCUUUUACUGAAAUGGAAUCCCUAAAUCAGUUGAUACUCUCAAACAAUCAGCUUUCUGGAGUCAUCCCAGGGUUCAAACCAUAUGUGUCUUUAAGUGCAAGAGGAAAUGCAGGACUUAUAAACAAGACAGCAACAAUAACUCCCCAAGAAUCCCCAAAGAAGGGGAAAUCAGUUGCUGUACCAGUUGUGCUUGCAGUUGUUGCUGCUGUUCUUGCUGUUGGAGCUGUCUCGAUUAUAGUUGUGUCAUUAUCCAGACGCUUUCUCAAGGUUAACAAUCAGCAGUCACAAUCAGGGGAAGAGCUUCCGCCUCCUCAAGUAAUCGAAGGCAUUCUGUUGACUACAAAUGGAAUUCACAGGUCUAACAUCGACUUCACCAAAACCAUGGAAAUAGCUGCUGAUCCAUUGAACAUUGAGUUGAAGACUAGGUUUUCAACAUACUAUAAGGCCACCAUGCCUUCUGGAGCACGCUACUUUGUCAAGAAGCUCAACUGGAGCGACAAGAUAUUCCAAUUGGGUAGCCAUCAUAAAUUCGGACAAGAGCUGGAAGAUUUAGGUAAACUGAGCAAUUCCAAUGUCAUGACUCCUUUGGCCUAUGUAUUGAGCAUGGACAGUGCUUAUCUCUUCUAUGAAUACGCUGAAAAGGGUACCCUUUUUUAUGUUCUUCAUGGUAAACUGGGAGAUGCUUUGGACUGGGCAAGCCGUUACAGUAUAGCAGUUGGAGUUGCUCAGGGCCUUACCUUUCUUCAUGGAUGCACCUCUGGUCCGAUUCUCCUCCUCGACCUUUCAAGCCAAAACAUUUUCCUCAAGUCUCUGAAGGAGCCUCUCGUAGGAGACAUUGAGCUCCACAAAGUGAUUGAUCCAACAAAGAGCACUGGCAGCCUUUCGACAGUUGCUGGCUCUGUCGGCUAUAUUCCACCAGAGUAUGCAUACACAAUGAGGGUGACAAUGGCUGGGAAUGUAUAUAGCUUUGGGGUCGUUCUACUGGAGUUGCUGACAGGAAAGCCAGCAGUAAGUGAGGGAACUGAACUAGCCAAGUGGGUCUUAAGUAAGUCGAAACAGCAAGACAAGUGGGAUCACAUCCUUGAUUAUAACAUCAGCAGGACUUCACCUGCUGUCAGAGGCCAGAUGCUUGCAGUCCUUAAGAUUGCCCUUAGUUGCGUUAGUGUUUCCACAGAAGCAAGGCCAAAGAUGAAGAGUGUUUUAAGGUUGAUCGUCAAUGCACGAUGAGGACUAGCUCAGAAUACAAUCCUCCUAGAAGAAGCAGUUCUAUUUAUUCGAAAGAUUUCACUUUUCAAGUCUUUGUUUCAAAACUGUAGAUAGAAGAAAGGUUUCUUGCUGCCCAAAAUGAGGCAGCUGUUGCAACCCAACUGGCAUGUAUAAUCUGCAAUUCCUAUGUAUACAUAAUACAUUGAAGAGAAUUUUUGGGAAUGUAUUAACACAUCUCUCUGUUUUUGCCA
Populus trichocarpa (black cottonwood) is the source of this 3445-nucleotide messenger RNA. Its product is annotated as leucine-rich repeat receptor-like tyrosine-protein kinase PXC3. Bases 369 to 3215 code for a protein of 948 amino acids. The record is from RefSeq and is a predicted model, not a curated record. Gene Ontology annotation, molecular function: ATP binding; protein kinase activity; protein binding. Gene Ontology annotation, biological process: protein phosphorylation. Lineage: Eukaryota; Viridiplantae; Streptophyta; Magnoliopsida; Malpighiales; Salicaceae. The transcript has 2 exons.